Messenger RNA from Triticum urartu, 1766 nucleotides. Its product is annotated as serine carboxypeptidase-like 18. Gene Ontology annotation, biological process: secondary metabolic process; proteolysis. Gene Ontology annotation, molecular function: acyltransferase activity, transferring groups other than amino-acyl groups; serine-type carboxypeptidase activity. The record is from RefSeq and is a predicted model, not a curated record. NCBI's taxonomy places the organism in Eukaryota, Viridiplantae, Streptophyta, Magnoliopsida, Poales, Poaceae.
ACGGGUCUCGAUGCCAUGGACGGGCGGCCUGUCAUCAACCUAUACCAGCCUCUUACAGAUAACAACCAAAAUAUCGCAAAAGGAAGUAGAAUGGACGGGCUGCUGCUGCUCUGCUUCUUCCUCUGGACCGUGGUUACCACGGGACAGUUCGCCGUCGCCGGCGCAGCCUCCAGCUCCAAGGUGGUGACCAGCCUCCCCGGGUUGCCGGGUCGCCUCCCCUUCCACCUCGAGACCGGGUACGUGGAGGUGGACGAGGAGAACGGCGCCGAGCUGUUCUACUACUUCGUCGAGUCCGAGGCCGGCGCGGAGGACGCCCCUUUCCUCCUCUGGCUCACCGGCGGCGACCGCUGCUCGGUGCUCAGCGGCCUCACCUUAGAGAUUGGUCCAUUCCAGUUCGUCCCGGAGCCUUACAAUGGCACUGUACCGCGUCUGAGAAUCAAUCCGUACUCAUGGACCAAGGUGGCAAAUAUCCUUUUCGUUGAUACACCGGUUGGGGCUGGAUUUUCCUUUUCAAGACGACCCGAAGGCUACGAUGUCGGGGAAGUAUCCACCUCGUUGCAGCUCCAUGAACUCCUUCUCAAGUGGUUCACUGGCCAUCCCAAGUUCCUCACAAAUCCUCUCUACCUCGGAGGAGACUCCCUUGCUGGACAUCUUGUACCAUUUAUCGCUCAAAAGAUCUCGGAAGGUAUCGAAGCUGGAAGGAGCCCCAUCCUUAAUCUCAAGGGCUAUUUGGUAGGCAACCCGAUGACGGGUGAAAUCAUUGAUGAAAGCUCGAAAGUGUCAUAUGCUCAUGGAGUUGGUAUAAUACCAGAUCAAUUAUACGAGAUAAUAUUGGAGCAUUGCCAAGGAGAAGACUACAGGAAACCUACAAAUACACCGUGUGCCCAAGCUCUGGGCACUUUCAACAAUCUACGCUCCGAAGUUAUGACGGCACAAAUUUUGUUAGACGAUUGCUAUCUUGUAUCCCCUGGACCAGGCACCCAGACGGACAAGUCAGCUAGUGCUAUUCGGAAGAUCCUAAGCGAGGAAACAGUGAUCGUGACGGGGAGGCGAGUGAAGCAUCCGCCACCUCGUGUACCAAUUGGCUGUUAUAGCUACACGUCUUACCUGUCGUAUUUCUGGGCAAACCACGCGCUCACCCGAGACGCCCUGGGGAUCAAGGACGGCACCGUGGACGAGUGGGUGAGGUGCCACGACGGCGACCUGCCGUACGCCGUGGACAUCGGGAGCAGCAUCAAGUACCACCGGAAUGUCACCGUCAAUGGCUACCGUGCGCUGGUGUACAGCGGCGACCACGAUGCGAUUGUGCCGCACCUGGGGACGCAGGCGUGGGUGAGGUCGCUCGGCUUUCCCGUCGUCGACGACUGGAGGGCGUGGCAUCUCGACGGCCAGUCUGCCGGAUUCACCAUAACUUACUCUAACAACAUGACCUUCGCGACCGUAAAGGGAGCUGGGCACACGGCGCCUCAGUAUGAGCCCGAGCGGUGCUACGCCAUGUUCAGCCGUUGGGUACUGCACCAGCCACUCUAGUCCUCCUGUAUGUGACAUCAUCUAGUAGGUCUAGCAUACAUACUAGCAGGCGGAAGGCGCGGCGAGAACCUGUGUAAAUCUACAGUACAAAUUUGGAUAAAGAUACAGAGUGGAGAAUGGAGAGAAGAGAUCCUUUGAUAGCGAAGUAGCCAAAGAACUGUUGAGAAACAACAUGAAUUACCAUAAAUUGUAUGGUAUCAAAUAAAAAAGAGAAAAGUAUAUUUUUUGUCCCUCAA